GCAAGAACCCAGCAGCUGUUGCGUAGGGAACUCUUAUUCGUCCGCAUAAUUUAGAAUGCGAUUUCAAUGAAAAAUGCAUUUCUAUGGAAACUAUCAUCUGAUCAGAUUCAGCAUCCGAAUUGGCCAAUAAAUCUGAACCCAAGGCUAAACGAUCCUGAAUCCAGGAAGAUACGCGAUGGCCAGUUUGCUGAAGCCAACGCAUACAUAUUGGCAUCCCCAUCCCGUACUCCGUCAAUCACAAAGAUUUCGCACCUUCAAGCGCCCCAUACCUCUAAUUGGACGUCAAUCACGCUAUCAAUUCAUUCGAAGCAGCCGAAUCAAGUGCAGUUUUGAAGACUCUGGCGACGAACAACCACCUCGUUCUACUUCCACCGCUUUGCAACUCUACUCCGAUAUCGAGAGAUUACUAACUGAGACAGUUAGACAAUCGCAAGAUGCCUGGGGUGGUUUAAGAGACUGGACAGAAGUUGAGGGAGCAUGGGUUCUUAAACCACGAAACUCAACCCCAAAAUAUGUUGUACAUUUUGUUGGUGGAAUUUUUGUUGGAGCUGCACCUCAGCUUACAUAUCGCUUGUUUUUGGAGCGCCUUUCAGAGAAGGGUAUUUUCAUCAUUGCAACACCCUAUGCCAGUGGAUUUGACUAUUUCUCAAUUGCGGAUGAAGUGCAGUUUAAAUUUGAUAGGUGCCAUCGGGCAUUUCUCGAAUCAGUACGAGAUCUUCCCAUUUUUGGUAUUGGCCAUUCUCUGGGAUCUGUCAUCCACCUUUUGAUUGGAUCAAGAUAUGCUGUUGAAAGAAGUGGAAAUGUACUAAUGGCAUUCAAUAACAAGGAGGCAAGCUCCGCAGUUCCUUUAUUCUCCCCGGUGUUUGUUCCAAUGGCUCAGAGCAUGGGGCCUCUCUUAUCACAAAUUGCAUCAUCACCGACGUUUCGUCUAGAGGCAGAGAUGACUAUGAAACAAUUACAAAAUCUUAGCCCUCCAAUAAUGAAGCAAGCUCUUCCUUUAGUUGAGCAGCUGCCUCCCCUGUACAUGGACCUUGUGAGGGGAAGAGAAGAUUUUACACCAAAGCCGGAGGAAACUCGACGACUUGUAAAGUCAUACUACGGCAUCUCCCGAAAUCUCCUCAUAAAAUUCAAGGAUGAUAUGAUAGAUGAAACUCUGAUGCUAGCUCAGUUACUUAGCUCAGAAGCUGCAAUUAGUUCGAUGCUGGACAUGUCAACCCGAUCGUUGCCUGGCAAUCAUGGGCUACCCUUGCAGCAGGCCCUUCCGGACAUACCACCAGCAAUGGCGGACGCAGUGAACAGAGGUAGCGAGCUCUUUACCAAUCUAGCUGUCGGAACGCCAUGGGAGACUGUUGCAAAAGAAGUGGGAAACACAUUAGGCGUAGACUCAAAAGUCCUCCGGGCUGAAGCAUCCAAGGAUCUAGACCUGCUUGUGGAAGUGGUAACAUCUUGGAUGUCCUCAAACAUGGGUCCGAAUCUCUUGAGGCCGUAAAUGAUGUCAUAGGCGUACACAAGGCACAGUUUGCCACCAUCCCAUAUAAUUCAGUUGAUGUGUAUAAUAUACAGAUACUGCGAUGAUUAUUCCGAAUUGGUCACCCCCUUCAGUUAUGGUUCUUAUCCGAAUGCAAGAUUGUCCCGACUGGCCGCCAUACACGCGCAACAGCAUCAUCAUGUCAUGGCAUCUGUGUGGACUCAUUUUGCUUCUUUGCAUAUUCUUCUGUUUCAAGUAGACUUGCAAUUGCUGUAAUUAUAAAUUCUUCCAAUGCUUUCUUGGGGUCUCUAUAUAUAUUGAAAUAUUAUUCACAGGAAGGGUGGGUGAAUAUCAAUAAUAGAAAAAACGUCACAGACUUCAUAUUUGUAAAUUUACUGAUUUCCC
Cucurbita moschata (crookneck pumpkin) is the source of this 1873-nucleotide messenger RNA. RefSeq lists its product as uncharacterized. The record is from RefSeq and is a predicted model, not a curated record. The coding region runs from base 176 to 1489 and encodes 437 amino acids. NCBI's taxonomy places the organism in Eukaryota, Viridiplantae, Streptophyta, Magnoliopsida, Cucurbitales, Cucurbitaceae. The transcript is spliced from 10 exons.